Balaenoptera musculus (blue whale) is the source of this 525-nucleotide messenger RNA. Its product is annotated as protein tyrosine phosphatase type IVA 1-like. NCBI's taxonomy places the organism in Eukaryota, Metazoa, Chordata, Mammalia, Artiodactyla, Balaenopteridae. Gene Ontology annotation, cellular component: nucleus. The coding region runs from base 1 to 525 and encodes 174 amino acids. The record is from RefSeq and is a predicted model, not a curated record. The transcript is spliced from 2 exons. Gene Ontology annotation, biological process: protein dephosphorylation. Gene Ontology annotation, molecular function: protein tyrosine/serine/threonine phosphatase activity; protein tyrosine phosphatase activity.
AUGGCUCAAAUGAUCCACGCAGCUCCUGUGGAAGUCACUUACAAGAACAUGAGAUUUCUUAUUACACACAAUCCAACAAAUGUGACCUUAAACAAAUUUAUAGAGGACCUUAAGAAGCAUGGAAUUACCACAAUAGUAAGAGUAUGUGAAGCAACUUAUGACACUACUCUCGUGGAGAAAGAAGGCAUCCAUGUUCUCGACUGGCCUUUUGAUGAUGGCACACCACCAUCUAACCAGAUUGUUGAUGAUUGGUUAAGUCUUGUGAAAAUUAAGUUCCGUGAAGACCCUGGUUGUUGUAUUGCCGUUCAUUGUGUUGCAGGCCUUGGGAGAGCUCCAGUGCUUGUUGCCCUAGCAUUAAUUGAAGGUGGAAUGAAAUGUGAAGAUGCAGUACAGUUGAUAAGACAAAAGCGGCUUGGAGCUUUGAAGAGCAACAAGCAACUUUUGUAUUUGGAGAAGUAUCGUCCUAAAAUGUGGCUGUGCUUCAAAGACUCCAGUGGUCAUAGAAACAACUGUUGCCUUCAGUAA